AUGGUCGCCAGCACCGAUGUCGCAAGUCCGAAAAAGAAGCGAUUGAUUCUGAAUGCCUUCGUGGAGAAUUGCUCAGGGCAUCAGAGUCCGGGACUUUGGCAACAUCCUGAUGAUAGGUCAGCGCACUUUAAUCGCAUCGAGCACUGGGUUGAGCUCGCGAAGCUCUUAGAAGCUGCGAAGUUCCAUGGCAUAUUCAUUGCUGACGUUCUUGGAGGGGUAAGUUCUUCGUAUGAUGUGUACCAAGGGUCGUUGGAGGCAGCAAUCAAGUCAAGCGCACAAUGGCCAGUGAACGAGCCUUUGGCAAUCGUUCCUGCCAUGUCAGCGGCGACGAAAAGUAUUGGCUUUGGGGUGACAUGUGCCACGACAUACGAACAACCAUAUCAUCUUGCGAGGAGACUUUCAACUGUGGAUCAUCUCACGCAUGGCAGAAUCGGAUGGAAUAUUGUGACUGGCUACCUUGAUUCUGCCGCAAGAAACCUCGUGAACGGUGCUGAUCAACCAUCGCAUGAUGAGAGGUAUGAAAUUGCUGAGGAGUACCUUAAAGUGAUGUACAAACUUUGGCAAUCAAGCUGGCGUGACGAGGCUGUACAGCUCAAUAGAGCAACUGGUGUCUUUACAGACCCGGCACUGGUUCGAAAAAUCAAUCACAAAGGCAGGUACUAUACGGUUCCGGGUCCUCACAUUUGCCAGCCUUCGCCGCAGAGAACCCCAGUCCUCCUUCAAGCCGGCACCUCAAAAGCUGGCAAGGCCUUUGCAAGUCAGCAUGCUGAAGCGAUAUUUGUUGCUGGUCACAGCCCAGCUGUGGUUGCGAAAAAUAUUGCCGACAUCCGCGAGCAAGCGAAAAAUGAGUACAGUCGAGAUCCUCAAAGUAUCAAGUUCCUUGCAUUGAUAUGUCCCAUCAUAGGACGCACAGAAGCUGAAGCGCAAGCAAAAUUUGAAGACUAUCAACAAUAUGGUGACCUCGACGGGGCACUCGCUCUCUUUGGUGGAUGGACUGGGAUCGACCUCGCCCAAUACGCGGAUGACCAAGAACUCCGGCACGUUGAAAGCAAUGCGAUCCGCUCAGCUGUGGAGGGCUGGUCCAAGGCAUCUCCUGGAAUCCCAAAAUGGACAAAACUUACCGUGGGUAAGCACAUAACAAUUGGUGGACUGGGAGCUACUGUAGUAGGCACCCCAACCCAGGUUGCAGAUGAAUUUGAGCGAUGGGUCAAUGAUGCGGACGUUGAUGGUUUCAACAUUGCAUACGCUAUCAAGCCAGGCACAUUUGUUGAUGUUGCAGAACUACUCAUCCCUGAGCUCAGAAGGAGAGGUCUCUUCUGGGAAGAUUACGCGGUUCCCGGGGGAACAUACCGUGAGAAUCUCACUACCACUAAGGGAGCAUCGCACCCAGCUCAGGAUCACCCGGCAUCAAAAUAUCAGUGGCGAUCUGGUAUUAGUGCAGAAGAUGCUAUUAUUCCACAGGCUUAGUAAUAAUGCUAGCAGAUAGUAAUAUAGCCA
Boeremia exigua is the source of this 1497-nucleotide messenger RNA. Its product is annotated as putative xenobiotic compound monooxygenase, DszA family. The record is from RefSeq and is a predicted model, not a curated record. NCBI's taxonomy places the organism in Eukaryota, Fungi, Ascomycota, Dothideomycetes, Pleosporales, Didymellaceae. Gene Ontology annotation, molecular function: oxidoreductase activity, acting on paired donors, with incorporation or reduction of molecular oxygen; monooxygenase activity. Bases 1 to 1467 code for a protein of 488 amino acids. The transcript has 4 exons.